Saccharomyces kudriavzevii IFO 1802 is the source of this 729-nucleotide messenger RNA. RefSeq names its product Psy3p (gene PSY3). The transcript has a single exon. Gene Ontology annotation, biological process: recombinational repair. The record is from RefSeq and is a predicted model, not a curated record. Gene Ontology annotation, cellular component: nucleus; Shu complex. Lineage: Eukaryota; Fungi; Ascomycota; Saccharomycetes; Saccharomycetales; Saccharomycetaceae. The coding region runs from base 1 to 729 and encodes 242 amino acids.
AUGGAAGUACUAAAGAAUAUUAGAGUUUAUCCACUGUCAAAUUUCAUCACGUCAUCCAAAACUUAUAUAAAGUUACCAAAUGAACUAAGAAACCUAACCACCAAAGAGCAGGAGGACCAACUGGGGUUUUUACACAUCAUUGAAAACGACUUCAAACCUUCCGCACUGCUGCAAAAGCUGGUUGAUUAUACUGCGGACGAGGGCAAAAUCUUGAUCAUAGAUAUAGUAUCCUUAUGGUCCCAACAAAAGCAAAGGCAACCAGGCGCGAUAUAUAUGAAUUCAUUGUCGUGUAUAAAUAUCACUGGGUUGAUCGCAUUCCUGGAGCUAUUGUAUGACUCCCCCAUGGAUGCACUGAGAAGAUGUCAAGUUGAUCGAUUCGACUUUCAACUACGAGGGAUAGUGAUCGACAAUUUAUCGUUCUUGAAUUUUGAAAACGACAAUAACUACAACGUAAUAAAUUUAUCAAAAUUUGAAAAGUUGUUCAAGAUUCUGCGAAAGCUGAGGGAAUUCUUGGGCUGCUGGAUCAUCACCAAGAGCUUCCCCAUGGAAUUCUACAAUGGCAUCGAAAAUUCCCUAGUAGAUAAAUGGUCAAUCAAGAGGAAAGGCGGCGUUGCACAGUACCCCACAAGACUGCCUGAGUCGUAUAUGAAAGGUAUGGAUUUGGUAGUUUGCAAAGAAGUUGCCAACGGCAAGGCACAGUACGCACGUGUAGGUGCGGUUGAGAAAUGA